This is a messenger RNA of Pseudogymnoascus destructans, 3471 nucleotides long. It is a transcript of the gene KGD1, whose product is annotated as 2-oxoglutarate dehydrogenase E1 component. The coding region runs from base 169 to 3321 and encodes 1050 amino acids. Gene Ontology annotation, cellular component: mitochondrion; oxoglutarate dehydrogenase complex. The transcript has 2 exons. The record is from RefSeq and is a predicted model, not a curated record. Gene Ontology annotation, molecular function: thiamine pyrophosphate binding; oxoglutarate dehydrogenase (succinyl-transferring) activity. Gene Ontology annotation, biological process: tricarboxylic acid cycle. Lineage: Eukaryota; Fungi; Ascomycota; Leotiomycetes; Thelebolales; Thelebolaceae.
GUCCCCUUGCCCCAGAAAGGUUAUGCUGUCACUCGCUCAAGAAGUAGUUCCAAAGUCCCUAUUAUUUUAUCCCUCAUCCCUCAAUUAUUCCUCGACAAACUGGAGCUGAAUGACCGAACCUUCGUUUUCCAACUUUCCCAAUUGCCAUACCUGCGUUGAUUUGACACAAUGCUUAGAACUUCACUUAGAAAGUCGAGCAGUCAGCUCUUGAGAGCUGGCUGCCAGGCACGCUCCUUGUCAGCCACCUCGAGCUCUAGAGCCACCCUUUUCUCAUCACCCAGUCCUCUGAAGUCGUCAAUCGCUUCAAAACGUCGUCCGUUGGCGGUUGCCGCCCAAAAACGAUAUGCUGCUGCCGUCGCCAACGCGCCGGAACCAAACGACAGCUUCCUCUCCGGCAACACGGCAAACUAUAUCGACGAGAUGUACUUGUCGUGGAAGGAGGACCCGUCGAGCGUCCACGUCUCGUGGCAAGUAUAUUUCAAGAACAUGGAGAGCGGCGAUAUGCCAAUGUCGCAAGCUUUCACUCCUCCGCCUACCUUGGUGCCUACACCAGCCGGUGGCGUCCCCUCGUUCAUGCCAGGUUCGGCAACCGGACCAGGUAACGAUGUCACGAAUCACUUGAAGGUCCAGCUCCUCGUUCGCGCAUACCAGGCUCGUGGACACCACAAGGCUCGUAUUGAUCCUCUCGGCAUCCGUGGCGAGGCAAAGGAGUUUGGAUACAGCAACCCGAAAGAACUACACCUCGACCACUACAACUUCACGGAGAAGGAUCUUGAUUCCGAAUACACCUUGGGCCCCGGCAUUCUGCCUAGGUUUAAGAAGGAUGGCCGCGAGAAGAUGACUCUGCGCGAGAUCAUUGCCGCUUGCGAGAACAUCUACUGUGGAUCAUAUGGUGUCGAAUACAUUCACAUCCCGGACAGGGAACAGUGCGACUGGCUCAGAGAGCGUAUCGAAAUCCCACAGCCAUACAAAUACUCCGUCGACGAGAAGCGCCGCAUCCUGGACCGUCUUAUCUGGUCGUCCAGCUUUGAGGCUUUCUCCGCCACAAAAUACCCCAACGACAAGCGUUUCGGUCUGGAAGGUUGCGAGACCCUCGUUCCCGGAAUGAAGGCUCUCAUCGAUCGCAGUGUCGACUAUGGUGUCAAGGACAUUGUCAUUGGUAUGCCCCAUCGUGGACGCCUGAACGUCCUCUCCAACGUUGUUCGCAAGCCGAAUGAGUCUAUUUUCAGCGAGUUCGGCGGAACCGCCGCCGGUGAGGAUGAGGGAUCUGGUGAUGUCAAGUACCAUUUGGGAAUGAACUUUGAGCGCCCAACCCCCUCCGGAAAGCGUGUCCAGCUUUCUCUCGUUGCCAACCCAUCUCAUUUGGAGGCUGAGGACCCCGUCGUCCUUGGCAAGACCCGCGCCAUCCAGCACUACAACAACGAUGAGAAGAACCACACUACCGCCAUGGGUGUUCUUCUCCACGGUGACGCUGCCUUCGCUGCUCAGGGUGUUGUGUACGAAUGUCUCGGAUUCCACUCUCUUCCAGCCUACUCUACUGGUGGUACCAUCCAUCUCGUUGUGAACAACCAGAUUGGUUUCACCACUGAUCCUCGUUUCGCCCGCUCCACCGCAUACUGUACCGAUAUCGCCAAGGCUAUUGAUGCCCCAGUCUUCCACGUCAACGCCGAUGAUGUUGAGGCUGUCAACUACGUCUGCCAGCUUGCCGCUGAUUGGCGUGCUGAGUUCCGCUCUGACGUUGUCAUCGAUCUUGUCUGCUACAGAAAGCACGGUCACAACGAGACCGAUCAGCCUUCAUUCACCCAGCCAUUGAUGUAUAAGCGCAUCCAAGACCACGAGCCACAAAUCGACAUCUACGUUAGCCAGCUCCUCAAGGACGGUACGUUCACAAAGGAUGAUAUUGAUGAGCACAAGAAGUGGGUUUGGGGUAUGCUUGAGGAGUCCUUUGCCAAGAGCAAGGAUUACCAGCCAACCUCUAAGGAGUGGACCACAUCCGCCUGGAACGGCUUCAAGUCGCCAAAGGAGCUCGCCACCGAGGUUCUCCCACACCCACCGACUGGUGUUAAGAAGGAGACCUUGGAGCACAUCGGCACCACCAUUGGUACGGCUCCCGAUGAGUUCAACGUUCACCGCAACCUGAAGCGCAUUCUCGCCAAUAGAGUCAAGACUGUCAACGAGGGCCAGAAUAUUGAUUGGUCGACUGCUGAGGCCUUGGCCUUUGGAUCUCUCGUUACCGAGGGCCACCACGUCCGUGUCUCUGGACAGGAUGUUGAGCGUGGUACUUUCUCCCAGCGUCACGCUGUCUUCCACGACCAAGAGAACGAGGCGACGUUCACUCCUCUUCAACACGUCAGCAAAGACCAAGGCAAGUUUGUCAUCUCCAACUCCUCGCUGAGCGAGUUUGGCUGCUUGGGCUUUGAGUACGGUUACUCUCUCACUUCACCAAACGCCCUUGUUAUGUGGGAGGCUCAAUUCGGUGACUUUGCCAACAAUGCUCAAUGUAUUAUCGAUCAGUUCAUCGCUUCCGGAGAAGUCAAGUGGAUGCAGAGAUCUGGACUUGUCAUGUCCCUUCCCCACGGAUACGACGGACAAGGACCCGAGCAUUCCUCUGGCCGUAUGGAGCGUUACCUCCAGCUCUCAAACGAAGAGCCCCGCGUCUACCCAAGCCCUGAGAAGCUGGACCGUCUCCACCAGGACUGCAACAUGCAGAUCGCCUACAUGACCUCGCCGUCUAACCUGUUCCACAUCCUCCGUAGACAGAUGAACAGACAAUUCAGGAAACCUCUCAUCAUCUUCUUCUCCAAGUCCCUCCUCCGCCACCCCCUCGCCCGCUCCUCCAUCGACGAGUUCGUCGGCGACACCCAAUUCCGCCCCAUCAUCCCCGAGACCGAGCACGGCGGUGCCGCCGUCGACCCCGAGGACAUCAAGCGCGUGGUCCUCUGUACUGGCCAGGUCUACGCCGCGCUGCACAAGCACCGCCUCGACAAGGGAAUCACCGACACCGCCAUCACGCGUAUCGAGCAGCUCAACCCCUUCCCUUGGCAGCAGGUCAAGGAGAACCUCGAUAGCUACCCUAACGCUGAGACGAUCGUGUGGUGUCAGGAGGAGCCGCUCAAUGCGGGUGCUUGGACCUUCACGCAGCCGCGUAUCGAGACUAUCCUUAACGUCACUGAGCACCACAACAGGAAACACGUCAUGUAUGCUGGACGUAACCCUAGUGCCUCGGUUGCUACGGGUCUUAAGGCUAGCCAUCUUAAGGAGGAGAGCGAGUUGCUUGAGAUGGCUUUUGAGGUUAGGCAGGAGAAGCUUAAGGGGGAGUAGAUUAGUUGUUGGUGGGUAGAUGAUUAAUUGCAGUUAAGGUAGUCCCGGGAGAAGAGCCGGGGUGGAUAGAUGAUUAAUUGCAGUUAAGUUAGGCCCGGGAGAAGAGCCGGGUGGAUAGAUGGAACCUAGAGAUGUGAUGUAACAAGAUGG